CAUUGUGCUCAGUGUGUCAGUGCUGCAUCCACUGAGGAGAGAGAGGAGACAGGGCCACUCACGGCCACAUUAACUCUGAGCUGUAAACCUGCACAGAGGACAUAUCUGAGAGCGCUGCUGCAGCCUUUUCCUGGACGGUGCAGUCCUGCUCUUUUGUUGCCAUCAGUCGCCGGGCUGCAGGAAGAAAAAGCUGGGGAGGACUCGCCUCCUUGAAGCCCGAUCGGUCGGUGGCGGAAGGAAGGGACGUGAUAUGAACCCCUCAUCCGCUUAAACGGCCGUGCAGCUUAAAUAGCUCCGUUUUCAGGGGGUGUGGGGGGUUAACUGAGGAUCAGAGAGAACACUUAAAUACAUUUAACCUGCAGUAGAAGGCCGAGAAAUAUCGGCGGAACCUGUAGAAAUGCCCGGGUUUGAUUACAAGUUUCUGGAAAAGCCAAAGAGACGGUUCCAGUGUCCGCUCUGCAGCAAGGCUAUGCGGGAGCCCGUCCAAGUGUCUACCUGUGGACAUCGGUUCUGUGACACCUGUCUGCAAGAAUUCCUCAGUGAGGGCGUCUUCAAGUGUCCAGAGGAUCAGCUGCCGUUGGACUAUGCCAAGAUCUACCCUGAUCCAGAACUGGAGCAGCAGAUCUUGGCGCUGCCCAUCCGCUGCAUCCACAGUGAGGAGGGAUGCCGCUGGACUGGCCAGAUGAAGCAGCUGCAGGGCCACUUCUCCACCUGCGCCUUCAAUGUGAUACCCUGCCCCAAUCGCUGCUCUGUCAAGCUGACGCGCCGUGAUUUGCCCGACCACCUGCAGCACGACUGCCCCAAACGCAAGGUCAAGUGCGAGUUCUGUGGCAGCGAGUUCACGGGUGAAGCCUACGAGAACCACCAGGGUGUGUGUCCUCAGGAGAGCGUUUACUGUGAGAACAAGUGUGGGGCGAGGAUGAUGCGUCGUCUGCUGUCCCAACACGGCAUGGCCGAGUGUCCCAAACGCACGCAGCCCUGCAAGUACUGCGGCAAGGAGUUUGUCUUCGACACAAUCCAGAACCACCAGUACCACUGCCCUCGGUUUCCUGUUCAGUGCCCAAACCAGUGUGGCACUCCUAACAUUGCCCGAGAGGAUCUGGCUAACCAUGUGAAGGACAACUGUGGCAGCGCACUCGUUCUCUGCCCCUUCAAAGAUGCCGGCUGCAAACACCGGUGCCCAAAACUGGCUAUCGGGCGUCACCUGGAAGACACAACUAAGUCUCACCUGACUAUGAUGUGUAACCUGGUGGGGCGUCAGCGGCAGGAGAUUCUGGAGCUGCGAAGAGAGAUGGAGGAGCUGUCUGUCAGUCAUGACGGUGUUCUCAUCUGGAAGCUCAACGACUACACUCGCAAACUCCAGGAGGCCAAACUCCGAAGCAACCACGAGUUCUUCAGCCCACCCUUCUACACUCACCGCUAUGGCUACAAGCUGCAGGUGUCGGCCUUCCUGAAUGGUAACGGCAGCGGCGAGGGCUCGCAUCUCUCCGUCUACAUCCGCGUGUUGCCCGGAGAGUACGAUAGCCUGCUGGAGUGGCCCUUCUCCUACAAGGUGACUUUCUCCAUUAUGGACCAGAGCGACCCGUCGCUUUCCAAACCCCAGCACAUUACCGAGACCUUCAACCCUGACCCCAACUGGAAGAACUUCCAAAAGCCCAGCAGCAGCCGCAACUCGCUGGACGAGAGCACCCUGGGCUUCGGCUACCCCAAGUUCAUCUCUCACGAGGAGAUUAAGAAGAGGAACUACAUCCGAGACAACUGCAUCUUCAUCAAGGCUUCUAUAGAGAUUCCCCAGAAGAUAAUGGCUUAAGAUCUGAUCUUUUCUUUUCUUUUUAUGAAGGAGAAAGAUGAACUAAAGGCUGGCAAAAACUGACACUUAACCUUGAAAACUUCUACACACUUACCCUUUAGAUACUUUCUGCCCUUACAGCCUCUCCACCACAGAGCUUGAAGCGAGUCUGUUUGGCUGUGUGAGCUGACUCGGAGGACCUUGAUAUAUCGCGGAGGAGAAAGUGUUUGGUCUGCAGAACCAUCACUCUCUGGUGUUUCUUUUUAUUAAUUUUUUUAUCUGUUUGCUGACCUUUUAUCACAGUCUACAACAAAAAGCCUUGGAAAUCAAACAGUGCCUAGAGAGUUUAUCUUAAGUUAUAUUUUUGUUGUUAUUACUGCAGUACAGAUGUUAAAGAUUAUGGAAAAGAUAUAAAAAUAAGUGUGAAGGGCUUCACUAAGCCUCUGUACUUAGAGUAAAGAGAACGUUAGAAGCUGGUUAGAGACGCCCAUUAGGGAGAUCUAAAGAAGAGGAAGCUCAGCAGACUCAAGCUCAAGCCCAACUGCCUUUUGUUUACACACUCAUACAGUAUACUUCCAAUGAUCCCUUAACAAACACAGAGCCCUUGGUAAGAGACUACUCAUGAGGUUUGUGUACACACAAACAUCAAGUGGAUGUUUUCAAGUGAGAAACUUGCAGCUUAAAUGUAGGCAAUUUUUGUGUUUUAAGGGAAUAGCCUGACACUUUGGUUGAGUUGAAUGACAAGAUCACCGUCACUAUCAUAUCUGUCCAAUACAAGGUUACAGCCAGCAGCCAGUUAGCUUAGCAAUCUUCAGAAAAUGGGGAAACAAAAUCACCACCUCAGACAUGCACUAAUUAAAAUGUUAUAUCUAAUGGUUGCAUCUGAAAUCGCAUACUAUGCACUACAUACUCAAUAUGUGCAUACUAGUAAAAAAAACAAUUGUUUUCUACUGGGCGCAGUUAACUCACACUGGGUGCCUGGCAACUGCUCCUGAGAAAUAGCCUUCCAGCAAAUGGUAGAUUGUAAUUUUGCCCUUUGUUUUUUUUGUACAGAUUAAACAAACAAAAUACAAUGUGUAAAUUAGGGAGCUUUAGAAGUGCUGGUAGGUUAUUUUGAUGGCUUUGGACAAAGCCAGCACCCUUUAUCCAGUCUCAAUGCUAAGCUAAGCUAACUCUCUUCUGGCUAUAACUUCAUAUUUAAAAUAAUUGUUUGAUAUUUUGGGAAACACACUUUUUUCGCUUUCUUACCAUGAGUUAGAUGAGAAGAUUAAUACCACUCACAUGUCUGUAUGGUAAACCUUAAGCUACAACCAGCAGGUGGUUAAAUUAGCUUAGCAUAAAGACUGGAAACAGCUUGCUUCUCCAAAGAUAACAAAAUCUGCUUACGAGCACCUCUAAAGCUCAAUAAUUAAUCCAUUAUAUUUUAUAUCUUGUUUUUAAUACAUACAAAGAUCUUUAGACAGAGCCAGGCCAGCUGUUUACAGUUUUUAUGCUAAGAUAAGAUACUUGGCUACUAGCUGUAGCCUUGUGUUAAAUGGAAAGAUAUGUGAUGUGAAAAUGUCAAACUAUUCCUUUUAACUAUCACUAUAAACUAAUAAUCAUUCAUCUUUUGGGCUUUCAAAACUGCACCAAAAAGAAAGGUUGCAUUUCUGUCAAGCUCAACCAGGCCUCUUUUAUUUUAAAAGUUUGCAAGUUUUUUACCCGACAACAUUGAAAUUACAGAUCUGUCUGUAACUUGUCAGUAGUUAACCCAGUCGUAAUAGCUUCAGGAGCCUGCAGAUGAACCAAACACACGAUUCAUAGUGACUUUGUGUCUUGUGGAUUCCACCAAUGGGGGUGGGGGGGAAGCACCUUUCGUCAGUCUUCGGAUGAGGAGAGCAGACAAAGAGGCCAGUUGUCGGGGGAGUACAUGCGCAUUUAAUAGUGAAGGAAAAGCCAUGUGGCCUUUUUAUACAGUAUGUCUUCGCAUGAGGGUUUUAGGGUUGAGCAGGGCAACAUAAACACAUGCAUGCUUCAUGUGCUACCACCUGGACCACAUUUUUGUACUGAAACCUGUAUUCUUGAAAUCCUCUCCCGUUGAUGGCUAUCUUGUCUCUUUUUUUUGGACUGUUUGAGAGUUGACACAUUGUCAAAAAUAUUUGUUUUUAAUGUUGUUUGUUUUUGUUUUAUAUACAGAAAAUGUGAACACUUUUGGAAAUAUAACCUAUAAAGACAAUGAACACUUGGCUGUGAAUAGCCUGGGCAUGGAUGGUGUGCUGUCUGAAAAGAUGGUUAAUGACUUGAUCUCUGCAAAUAUGUGUCGUGGGACUGACUACUCCUGUUUUGUUACCAUGGUCACUGGUGUCUAUCUUCAGCUAGGCACACAAUGUGGCAACGAGGAGCGCUUUGAGGGAUGCAGCCCUGUGCGAUACACCUGUCUCCAUCACGGCACCAUUAGAGGGCUGGAGGACUUUAAUGAUACACUGCACUCAUGAUGUAUGUGAAUACUAAUGUAAAAAUGCAGAAGCACAUUCUGUCUUUUAUUAUACAUGGGGAAAAAAAUCAUGAUUUCUUGUCAUAAUACCAGCUGAUAUUUUACAGUGAUUUAAAGAAGUGAGAAGAUGAAACUUUUUUGUAAGAUUCUGUAUUUUUAAAAAUACUUAGCUGUUUUAUACAAACACUUUUCCUUUGGAGAGUCGGGGUUGACUUUGGGAAUUUUCAGACCCUUUUGUCUCUUGGACAUUUGGAUAAUUUGUUUGUACUUGUGGUUUGAGCCUCACAUAUUCUGUCUGUAUUAUUUCCUCUUAAAAGUAUUUAUUUUAAGGAGCCGUCAUGUGAGUUUGCACAGAUGGCACAAAUGUUUUAAAAUGUUGAUUGGUGAGUGCUUGUCAGUUUCUUAACUGAAAUAAAAUACCAUAUAUUAUA
Molecule: messenger RNA, 4693 nt
Organism: Micropterus salmoides (largemouth bass)
Lineage: Eukaryota; Metazoa; Chordata; Actinopteri; Centrarchiformes; Centrarchidae
Gene: traf4a
Product: tnf receptor-associated factor 4a
Exons: 7
Coding region: 398-1810 (470 amino acids)
Biological process (GO): activation of NF-kappaB-inducing kinase activity; positive regulation of JNK cascade; regulation of apoptotic process
Molecular function (GO): zinc ion binding; protein binding
Source: RefSeq, a predicted model, not a curated record